AUGAAAAAUAUCACUAACUGUAUAAGAGUAGAUUACCUGGAGACAGAGGCAUUGGUCAUUACCUCUUGGGACAGUGGUGUUCACAUGGUAACUGAUCUUGUUAUUUGUUAGGUUCACAUUGACUUAAGUCACAUCAGGAACUGUUCUACGCAGGGAGGCGUGUUUCUGUUGGAAGAAUUUGGUAAGUACUUGGUGACACUGUUUCACUGUUUUAACACCGAGUAAUAUCUUAAGAAAGCAACCUCUGAUCGGAUUGGUCUUCUCUACCAGCUAUGUAAAUAAUAUUGAUUAAUGUGACAUUAUGCUGAAACAUUUAUUCUUGCAGUGCCAGCCACGCAAGAAACAAUUCAGCACAGAUUUGGCUCACAGAUGGUACGUACGUUUUUUGAAAUGCUACUCGUGCUUCUUAGUUGA
Porites evermanni is the source of this 414-nucleotide messenger RNA. The record is from the annotation of a GenBank genome assembly. NCBI's taxonomy places the organism in Eukaryota, Metazoa, Cnidaria, Anthozoa, Scleractinia, Poritidae.